AGUCCGCCAAUCAAACCUCUCUCCUUCCGCGCGAAGUUAACCCCUUCUCCUCCCUAGUCAAAACAAUUCAACUCCCCUUUCAAACACUGAACUGCUUCUCUCAGUGUGCCCGAUCACUAUCUUCUUCAAGUUCACGACGACGAAGACUCCCACAUCUCUGCUCUCUUUGCCGAUCCGGAAGAGGGGAAAGCGACCGGCCCUGCUGCGACGCUAAUGGACGCACAGUACAUAUAUUCCUCUGCCUCCUCCUCCUCGAUCAGCCCUCCAGCAACAAACUCGAGUGCCGGGUAUUCUCGGUCUGGAAUCGACGUUGAAGCGAAACCUCUGCAUUUCCCUGCCAAUGAAGCCGUCAGCGGAGCUGCUGCUGCUGCGGGGUCAUCACAGACGAGGAGUUACCAGAGGAUAAGUCAGUGCGAAAUCUGUGCAGAGAAGAAGCAGACUUGUGAGAUGAUGAGAAUCAACAAGAAGUGUGUCCAUUCAUUCUGCUCGGUCUGCAUAGCGAAGCAUGUCAAGACCAGAGUCGCAGAUAACCAAGUGACCGUCCCAUGCCCCGGGCUUGACUGUGAACAUAAAGUCGAGUUUGAAGUAUGUGUAGGUAUUCUCCCGAAGGAUGUUCUGGAUGCCUGGGACAAGAAACUGUGCGAGGCUUUGAUCCUCGAAGAUCACAAGUUCUACUGCCCCUUCAGAGAUUGCUCGGCGAUGCUAGUGAAUGACUGUGAAAAGGUGAUAGAGCAGAGUGAGUGCCCGCACUGCCACAGGCUGUUCUGUGCCCAGUGCCGUGUGCCGUGGCACACAGGAGUAGCGUGCAUGGAAUUCCAAGCGCUGAACGAGGACGAGAGAGGGAGUGAUGAUCUCUUGCUGAGGAAGCUUGCCAAUGAGAAGAACUGGAGAAGGUGCCCGCAGUGCAAGUUCUUUGUGGAAAGGACUCAGGGUUGCCCGCACAUAAUCUGCAGGUGCAAGUUUGAGUUCUGCUAUGGAUGUGGAUCAGCAUGGAGUGAAAGUCAUGGAGGUUGCGCCAGGAACUAAUUGUGUUGGGCAUGGAUCAAAGUUCUGCUCCAAAGAUUGCCAGUCGAGUCGUGGAGAAAUUGGGAUACUGUUCUGCCAGCGCUGGUCUUUUGCUGAAUUUCUUAACUUAUAUGCUUUUCGACUGUUUGUUUUGGAUGUUGAGAGCAAUCCUGAUCGUUGCUCUACUUGUGGAUGAGCUAAUUAGGUUGCUAUAGAAGUCUCAGGCGACCACGACUAAUUAACAUUGCGUAUUAUAUCAGUUAGAGCUCAGAGCUUCAAGUAUCUUUUCGCUAGCACUUCUAAUCUAGACAGCAUGUUAAGCUGCAGAAUUGGCAAUCA
This is a messenger RNA of Punica granatum (pomegranate), 1344 nucleotides long. The record is from RefSeq and is a predicted model, not a curated record. Lineage: Eukaryota; Viridiplantae; Streptophyta; Magnoliopsida; Myrtales; Lythraceae.